CCUGGCGGUGCAAAGGCCCCACGAUGUUCUUCGGCCAAGGGGACAGUGGAGGAACCGUGGUGCGGAGAUCCAUGGCCCGGCGGCCAGCUUCUCACCUGAUGGAAGCCAGAUACAAGGCGCCCCGACGCCCGUGCCGCUCCGUCCCCACGGCCCAACUCGCCACGCUGGUGGCUGCCGCCCUGGCGCUGUGCCUGCUUCUGGCACCGCCCACCCUCGCGUGGUACAAGCAAGCGGCGGGGCCCAACUCCUACUCGGUAGGCCACGCUGCGGGGCUGCUGUCCGGCUUCCGUGGGUCCCAGUACGCGCGGCGCUCGGAGCCCCCCGUGGGCGCGGGACCCUUUGGCCGGGCCGGCUCCUUCCCGGAGUUGCGCCCCAGCCCGUGGAGCCCCACCGUCUGCGUCAAGGACGUUACCCCCAACCUGCAUAGCUGCCAGCCGCUCCCCGACGGACGAGCAUCCUUCCUGUGCAAGGCGGACGUCUUCCUGUCACUACGAGCCAGCCAGCGGACUGUCGCAGCGCCUGAGGCGCCGCCUGACACCUGGACGUCGCUUGUCUCCCUGCGGGUAUCCCCGGCACCCUCAGAACCCCCUGGGGCUCGAGAUGGCGACCAGCCGCUGCCCACUCCAUCUCCACAGGCCUGGCCCCUACCAGGCCUGGAGCUCGCCUGAAACACUCUGCACAGGAGCACCCCAAACCCCACUGCUCCAGAAAUGCUGCUGCAGAUGUUCUUCGGUCCCCAGCCUCACCUCGCCCCGGAAGCUUUCUAGAGCCC
Messenger RNA from Rhinolophus ferrumequinum (greater horseshoe bat), 772 nucleotides. It is a transcript of the gene NPB, whose product is annotated as neuropeptide B. Gene Ontology annotation, molecular function: G protein-coupled receptor binding. The transcript has 4 exons. NCBI's taxonomy places the organism in Eukaryota, Metazoa, Chordata, Mammalia, Chiroptera, Rhinolophidae. The record is from RefSeq and is a predicted model, not a curated record. Gene Ontology annotation, biological process: G protein-coupled receptor signaling pathway; feeding behavior. Bases 24 to 668 code for a protein of 214 amino acids.